Balaenoptera ricei (Rice's whale) is the source of this 3318-nucleotide messenger RNA. Its product is annotated as bMERB domain-containing protein 1. Bases 10 to 1005 code for a protein of 331 amino acids. The transcript has 8 exons. The record is from RefSeq and is a predicted model, not a curated record. Gene Ontology annotation, cellular component: membrane; cytoplasm; microtubule cytoskeleton. NCBI's taxonomy places the organism in Eukaryota, Metazoa, Chordata, Mammalia, Artiodactyla, Balaenopteridae. Gene Ontology annotation, biological process: negative regulation of microtubule depolymerization.
GGCACGGGCAUGGCGGGCUGGCGGCGGGAGCUCUUGCGCACCGCCCGGCGCUACCCUUGGCCCACGAACGUGCUGCUCUACGCCGCGCUCUUCUCAGCCGGCGACGCGCUGCAGCAGCGGCUGCGGGGCGGCCCUGCCGACUGGCGGCAGACGCGGCACGUGGCCACCGUGGCCGUGGCCUUCCACGCAAACUUCAACUACGUGUGGCUGCGCCUGCUGGAGCGCGCGCUGCCGGGGCGCGCGCCGCGCGCCGUCCUGGCCAAGGUGCUGUGCGACCAGGCGUUCGGCGGGCCGGUGUACGUCUCUGCCUUCUACUUCGGUAUGAGUAUUCUCCAGGAAAAGGAUGACAUAUUUUUGGACCUGAGACAGAAAUUCUGGAAUACAUAUAAGAGUGGUCUGAUGUACUGGCCUUUUGUACAGGUACCAGUCGGCUGUCCCCGGCCCUGGCGGCGGAAGAGAUGGAGCAACGUCACGAGCGCCCGGCCCCUUAAGACGCUGCUGGCUGGAGCCGCCUCCCUCCCUGCAACCCGCAGCGGGGAUGGAGUAAAGGGAGACCCGUCGACCUGCCCGCGGAGAUCAGCGAUGGAGUUAAAGCAAUCUUUGUCCAUCCAUCUGGAAGCUGAGAAGCCUUUGAGGCGCUAUGGGGCGGUGGAGGAGACGGCGUGGAAAGCGGAGGGACUGGGGAGAAAUCAGCUGGACAUCAUCUCCAUGGCAGAGACAACCAUGAGGCCAGAGGAGAUCGAGCUGGAGAUGGUGAAAAUCCAGCGUCUCCGGGAAGUCUUGGUCCGGCGGGAGUCUGAGCUCAGGUUUAUGAUGGAUGACAUCCAGCUCUGCAACGACAUCAUGGACUUGAAGCAGGAGCUGCAGAACUUGGUCGCCAUCCCAGAAAAAGAAAAAACCAAGUUGCAGAAGCAGAGAGAGGACGAGCUAAUCCAGAAGAUCCACAAACUGGUGCAGAAGAGGGACUUCCUGGUGGACGAUGCAGAGGUUGAGCGGCUAAGAUAAACAGCCUCAGCUCUUUCACUGGGUGACGGUGCCAAAGGUGCCAAAGGCUGCUAAGAAGACCGAGGCCUGUGGUCAGCAGGGUCAUCUCCUGGACGGCAGUGCCAGCAGAGCGGGGAAGGACCAUCCCAACAGAGGAGACGACAAGGGAAGGACCUCGACAGAGCAGGUGGGCCGGCCUCUCAGGAGGCCAGGGACACGACAGAAAGACAAGAGCCCUGGGGCUCCAAUCCUGGCUCUGCCUCUUCCUAGCCGAGCAGCCUGGGGCCCGUGCUAUCUCGAGCUGUGGCACAAGCUGGGGCACGAGACACAGGUGCCCUCCCUCCCCUAUUCACAGUCCCACGAAGCCCCAGUACCCUCUGGAGUCGUUCAACUCUGGCCCAGACCGGGGGUGACGUGUAUGUCUGGUGACGGGCAGAGGCUGCCGCUGGAGUUGCUGCACUUUCCAAAGGUGGGCAGCACAGCCCAGGAAGCCCCUGCACGCUCCCCCGUGGGGUCCCCACCCCCAGUGCAGCUGCAGCGCCCCUCAAGACCACCAUCGUUCCCUUGCUUGCUGCUCCCUCAGCCACCUCGGGCUGUGAGCAGGAACCCUGAUAGGAAAAGGGGGUCCUGAAUAAUCCUCACAGGUAUAUUUGUGCCUGAAAAGGUAGAGUCUCUCCCCACUCCCAUCAGUUAACAUCUCAGCAUUAAGGGUUUACUGUUUAAUCAAAGCCACAGAGGAAACCCCGCAAUGACACAGUGCCUCCUACCAGAGGGCUCUUGGGGGUGCUCCUCAAACUGAAUGAGAUCAGCAGACUGGAGGAUGACGGGAUCCGGUCUCAGCUGAGGGGACGGCAGGCACGAAGGGACAGGCGCGCACAAGAGGUCCACAGGGGAGUCGUUGGUCAGGCGGAGGAGCUCCUGCUCCACUGGAUGGGGCCCUGGAGGAGAAGGCAAGCGGGGCUCCACUCAGGACUGCGCGGUCUGUGCCUGAGGCUUGCCGUCUCCUUAAGGUCAGGAAGUACUCAAGAACUCAAGGUUUAUAAAAAAGCCGUUAACAGAAAGGUCUGGGUCACGCUUGGUACAUGAAAUGCCACAGCCAGGAUCUCCCGAUUUGUGUUCUUAGGAACACAAAGGAGGCAAUUAAAAAACGCUGAGAAAUUUAAAAACCCAUAGAAAGUAGUUAAGUGAGCAAAAGCUCCGAAUUAGAAGACUUGGGUCCCAGUUCUGUCACUUCCUCGCUGAGUGCUCUUGGGUAAGCUACUUAACCUCCUGGAAUUUCAGUUCUUCAUUUGUAGGAUGGAGGUUACUACUGCUGAAGGCUGUGCUGACAGCUUGAGAGGAUGAGCUACAUUCAGGUGCUCUGUAAAAAUGUAAAAUGCCACAUAGCUGAUUAUCCUAUAAACACAGAGCACAGUAGCCCUUGUAAUUAUUUAACAACUUGCAGAGUCCUAUGAAGAUAAAAUUCUCAUAUGUAGCAAUGGACUCAAAAUUCAAGCGAGUUGAUUUCUAUCCAGUACACAGAAGAUUCCACAUAAAAUCAGGAUGACUCGAUGUUGUUCUGAGUAAUCCUAAUGCAUUACUAUUAAGUCUUUCCCAGGGAUGUCCUGUGACAAAGACUCUCCCUAACCCAACUUUAGUCAGGAGUCAGGCUCCGCCAAGCCCUCUUCACCACCAGACCUUGACCUUGGCCUUCUGUGUCUCUUGUGUCCUUGCCAUGUCCAGUCUUGACAAGAAUCUUGAGAAGUCAGUUUAGCAAAAAUCCCCCAGGCUUGUGAUAUCUGAUCAGGUUCCUCAUCCCACCCCACCCCCAACCUUUGAUGUCUAAGUCCUUGGCCUGCCUUUAACAAGAAUCCUCUUAGGUCGGCAGGAAUCCCCCUACCUUGAUGUCUCGUCUUGGUAGUUUCCCAGCCACUGACCCCCUUGCUCUGCUCUUUGACUAUAAGCCCCCACUUGUCCUUGUCGCAUUCAGAGCUAAGCUCCAUCUCUCGCUCCAACGGCAGCAGAGUUGACUCCAUUGUGAUCAUCUUCAAGUAUUCUAAUAAGUGUCAGAAUCUUUUUUCCUUUAACAUCUGAAUUGUGCUGGCUUAUUGUCAUUAUGGGGGCCACCGACAUCCUUCAAGAACCUUAACCGGUCAACCAUCAAAUGCAGGCCAGUUUUUUCUCUGUUCUUAACCAAACACCAGACUCCUUUGGAAAAUGCAUGAAUACUUACCUUUAAGGAAUGCAAAUGACCCAGUGUCGUCCUUCCCCCUCAAACCACCCCAACUCUACCCCAAGCCAUUUCCUGAAAAUUUCACCAGCUUUGCUUUAUUUUUCCUCUUACCGUCACCGCCU